Molecule: messenger RNA, 818 nt
Organism: Drosophila ananassae
Lineage: Eukaryota; Metazoa; Arthropoda; Insecta; Diptera; Drosophilidae
Product: mpv17-like protein
Exons: 5
Coding region: 151-735 (194 amino acids)
Cellular component (GO): membrane; cytoplasm
Source: RefSeq, a predicted model, not a curated record
CGCUAGUUACGCGAAUGACGACGGGCGCGAGAUGUGGAGCGCCGCGCAACCAGAGUACAAAUUAGAAUUCCAAUAAGUUAGACUAAGGCUAUUCCGGGCCCCCGUACACAUUUCCAAAAUCCCAACCCCCACCCCACCAAUUUUCAAGAUAUGGUGCCUCAGUCGGUUAAGCUUCUCCAGGCAUCCCUGUUCCGCAUUCAGGGAGCCGGGAAGAUGAAGAUCCAUCCCAUGGCCAAGGGAGCGCUCACCUAUGCCGUGAUGUGGCCGGCGGGAUGUCUGAUCCAGCAGGCGAUAGAAGGCAAGAGUCCGCGAGACUACGAUUGGGCCCGGGCGCUUCGGUUCAGUCUCUUCGGAGCCCUCUAUGUGGCGCCCACUCUGUACGGUUGGGUGCGCCUAACUAGCGCCAUGUGGCCGAAGACCAACCUGCGCUCAGGCAUCGUCAAGGCCGUCACUGAGCAGCUCUCCUACGGACCCUUCGCUUGCGUCAGCUUCUUUAUGGGCAUGAGCUUGCUGGAGAUGAAGACCUUCAGCCAGGCCAUCGACGAAACGAUAGAGAAGGCGCCCCCCACCUACAAGGUGGGAGUCUGCAUUUGGCCCUUCCUGCAGACCAUCAACUUCUCGCUGGUGCCGGAGCACAACCGCGUUGUCUUCGUGAGCAUAUGCAGCCUGAUGUGGACCAUCUUUCUUGCCUACAUGAAAUCCCGCCACGAGAACGAGCCGGCUGUGGAGGAGUAGCCUUUUGUUUAGUAAUCCAAAUUCCUUGUUUGUUUGUUGUUUAGGCCAAUUGUUGAAUUAGAUAGAGAUAGACGUAUAUUUUA